AUGCCGGCGCCAUGGCAUCCGAAUAUCCGCCUUGACCUCUCGAUUUAUUUUUGCCCUAGGGAGGAAGCGCGCAGCAAUGGCGGAGGCGACUGCAACGCUAGGGUUCUUCGCCGGCGGCGCGAUUCCAGCGGCGGCAGAGGGAGCGGAGGCCUCUCCCAACAACAGCAGCGAUUACGACAGCGAUGUGAGCGAGGGUACGCUGGCAUUGGCGCUGCGGCGCCGCGAGGCGAGCGACGAGGACGAUGAGGAGGACGAGGAAGAAGCUGGGGCUGGGGAUGGGGCUUGGCUGGAUGAGGAGGAGGCCGAAGAGUUCAUUGACGAGUCGUUCGAUGGGCGCCAGCAGCUGGGUAAGGAUGGGAAUGACUUGGCCCGCAAGGAUUCUGGCGAAGGAGGCGCGGCGGGCGAUGAGAAGAAGGAGGCUGAGCCAUUUAUGGUUCCCACGAAUGGCGCAUUCUACAUGCAUGACGAUCGAUUCCGGGACAGUGGUGGAGCGAGACCCAGGCGUGGAAUGGGGGGAAGGAGGCUCUGGGAGGCGAAAGAUGAGAAGCCUUGGGUCCAUGACAUGUUCGAGGAGCUUACACUGGGAGCACAAGAGAACUUACGGCGAAGAGGAAGAGGCCAAGGCCGCGGAAGAGGAAGAGGCCGAGGCCGUGGAAGAGGCCGGCUUGCCAAUCCCACCGAGGAGAACGGCCCUGUGCUUACGCAGCGCGUCUCUGUGAAAGGCCGAGGAGCAAAGAAGGACCACGAAGACGCGGCUCCUCUUGCUAACAAGGAGCUGGGCAGUCAGUAUGUCGCUAAGAAGCAAGUUGGCGCUUCCAGCCUGAGCUCGUCCUCGCCGCCAUUCUUCCCAACCGGGGCGUCAGGGGUGCAAGACGCGGGGCAUCAGGAAAGCAGCAAGAGAGUUAUCGGAAACGGCCUAAGGAAGCUGACCGCGAGCUCGUCCGUCUUUGUACCGAAGCUCCCCCACGGGAAAACCGACACGGCCGAAGCCUCAAGCUCCUUAUUCUCGGCGCAAGCACCCACGUCUUCGAGGCACGCCUCCAAAGCCGCGGACUCGCAUUUUUAUAAAGGCCGGUCAGUAACAGGAUCAGCAGCUGGGAAAGGCAAGGCAGUGGCUCAGUCUCAGGCUUCUACGAGUAGGAUAAUCCAGCAGCCAGCCCAGGCGCAACACUCUCAGGAGUUUCACUCUUCGACGUCUAGUCUGCGGGGAAAUCCUCUCGUCAGUGCGAACGACUCUGGAGCGGCUGUUGGUGGCGGUGGAAGAGGUGGCAGGACUGCUUCGUCUGGAAAGAGUUCCCUCGUGUAUGGCGGCGCUCCUGCUCGAGACAACACCUUUUCUCCGCCCCAAGUUUUGAGCCCACUUCUUCAGUAUGGUAACCAGUCUCAAGGAGGGGUGAUGGUUCCAAGCAUGAUGCCACUCUCGGGGCAACCUCUUUAUGGAUAUGGGAAUUCCGAGAUAGCUUGGGUGCCAGUUCUGGCUGGAGGAGGGAAUGGGUUAGGCACCGGUUUCAUGUCACCUUACAUUGCUGUGGACAGCACGUCACCAGGAAUGUAUUUUGCGCAGCCAUCUUCUCAGCCAGUGUUCCAGCCGUCUAGGGAGCAUGGAUCGAAUAACAUGUGGAGGCCGCCUUCUGAAGCUUCAGGCUUGCCAUCUGAAGAAAGGCAAAAUAAACCUCGCAGCUCACUGGCGAAAGCGCAGAGCGCAUAUUGAGGGAAAAGCUUCUCUACUUGUGAAGGCAAAGGAUUGAUCACGCGCUGGCGGUAUCGUCGCGUGUGGUUCCUUGCCUUGUUCAUUGCGGUAUUAUACUUACUGGUAAAUACAGUCGAUUGCAUUCAGUCAAGUUUACGAACUUAAUUGGACCCGGAGUUGGAAUUUGGGGAAGAACAAACGAUUUCUGUAAGAGCAAUGAAUGAGUGGAGAAUUUCACGAUAUGAUUGAUAUAUACAUUAUAUUAUAUUUGUUCUUUGAUUAUAUGUGGAGUGAAGUAAAAGUCGUUCUUGUGUA
This is a messenger RNA of Selaginella moellendorffii, 2005 nucleotides long. Its product is annotated as protein MLN51 homolog. The transcript is spliced from 10 exons. Gene Ontology annotation, cellular component: exon-exon junction complex. Gene Ontology annotation, molecular function: mRNA binding. Bases 77 to 1711 code for a protein of 544 amino acids. NCBI's taxonomy places the organism in Eukaryota, Viridiplantae, Streptophyta, Lycopodiopsida, Selaginellales, Selaginellaceae. The record is from RefSeq and is a predicted model, not a curated record. Gene Ontology annotation, biological process: mRNA processing.